This is a messenger RNA of Morchella importuna, 1833 nucleotides long. RefSeq lists its product as uncharacterized. The record is from RefSeq and is a predicted model, not a curated record. The transcript has 7 exons. Gene Ontology annotation, biological process: proton motive force-driven ATP synthesis. Gene Ontology annotation, cellular component: nucleus. Bases 1 to 1833 code for a protein of 610 amino acids. NCBI's taxonomy places the organism in Eukaryota, Fungi, Ascomycota, Pezizomycetes, Pezizales, Morchellaceae. Gene Ontology annotation, molecular function: zinc ion binding; proton transmembrane transporter activity.
AUGUCUGCUCCCGCAAGAAGCGCCGCCCUCAAGAUCGAGUGGGCCAAGAUUACCUCCUCCCUCGGCCUAAAGGGUCAGACCGUCGCCUCCCUCCAGGCCUUCAAGAAGCGCAACGAGGAGGCCCGCCGCAAGCUCGUCGUUCUCAGUGCCCUGCCCCAGGAAUUGGAUAUCGCCCACUACCGCGCUAUCCUCAAGAACCAGGCCGUCGUUGACGAGAUUGAGAGGGCCUACAAGACUUUCAAGCCCGUCACCGUCGAUGUUACCAAGCAGUUGAAGACCAUCGAGGCUUUCGAGGCCCAGGCUAUCCAGAAUGCCCAGGCCACCAAGGGCAAGGUUGAUGCGGAGCUUGCGGACUUGCAGAAGACUUUGAAGAACAUUGAGGAGGCCAGGCCAUUCGAUGACUUGACUGUGGACGACAUUGCCAAGGCUCGCCCCGACAUCGAUGCUCGCACCGAACAGAUGGUUUCCAAGGGCCGAUGGAUGGUGCCUGGUUACAGGGAGAAAUUCGGAGACCUUGCUCUCAUUAGUAGACUCCUCAAUUCCCCACCCCCAAAUGCUUUACUCCACGAAGCGCAAGCUACACAACCUUAUAAAUGGGCCCCCACCUGCCGCCCCUCCUGCACCUCCGGUAGAACCACCGAGCAUACCACCUCCGGAAUCCCCUCGGACCUCGCAGACGCGCACAAGAAGCGCAAGAUCGGGCUCCCGAGCCGUUCCCGCCCGAGCAUCCGCGCUGUCAGCCCCGGGGGAUCUGUAAAGAGCACGGUAUCAGCUAGCUCAGCGCUCGUGGGCUCGCCUCUUAAGAACAGCCACACCCAUAGCAACCUUAACGAGCCAUUGCAGACUCCUGCGUAUGCGCCAUGGGAUAGAGCGGCGUUCUUGGAGCGCCUGAGGAGCUAUAGCGUGGAUAAAUGGAGUGCGAAGCCAGCUCUUGUGAAUGAGGUCGUGUGGGCAAAGAGAGGAUGGGUCUGCACGGAGAAGAAUAGGGUCAGGUGCACGGUGUGCAAGAAAGAAAUGGUAGUCAAGGUCGAGGUGGACGAAGAGGUAGAUCCUGAUACGGCUAGAGCAAUUGUCGAACGCUACGGAACUAUGAUCAUCAGCGAACACGAAGACUCUUGCCUCUGGAAGAAGCGCGGCUGUGACGAAACAAUCUACCGCCUUCAGCUUGCCAACCCUACUGUUUCCCGCCCAGCAUUCACGGAACGAUAUACCUCACUCCUCCGAGUGCGCAAUGAGAUCCCCCCGUCACUAUCGCACCCUGAGCUCGACCUCUGCUCGAUCAAGCACUCUUCCGAGGAUACGGAUAACGGGCCGAUCUUUGAGUCGGCAGUUAUACUAGCGCUCUUUGGAUGGCAGAACGAAGACCCGGGGAUUGCAAGCUUGGUUACUUGCUCAGCUUGCUUUAGACGAUUGGGGCUGUGGCUGUUCAGGAAGAAGGCCAAGGCAGAUGAUAUCAUGGACGUGGACUCCGAUGAUGGGGAGGAGGAAGCAAGUGUUAGCAGACUGGAUGUGAUUGGAGAGCAUCGUGAGUACUGCCCAUGGAUCAAUGCCGCCUCUCAAGGGAAGGAGGAAGGCUGGAAAAUGCUUUUGCAAGUCUUGCAACAAAAUCCUAAGCCUGCAUCAAGCGCGCUGAGCACGUAUAGUACCGUCAGCUCUGCACCACAAGAAAGAGAGGAGAGAUCUGCAACUCCCGCAGAAAGGGAUGCGGAGGAUGAUAGCAAGCUUAAAAGGCUACAGAGGCUGAAGUCUUUGUACUUUGGUAAGGGCAAGAAGAAGCCAAAGACCAAGGAUAUGUUUGUUGGGAAGGAGCGAGAUGACGCCGAGAAAUCAUGA